This is a messenger RNA of Mucor mucedo, 2002 nucleotides long. Its product is annotated as general substrate transporter. The record is from RefSeq and is a predicted model, not a curated record. Gene Ontology annotation, molecular function: carbohydrate:proton symporter activity. Lineage: Eukaryota; Fungi; Mucoromycota; Mucoromycetes; Mucorales; Mucoraceae. The coding region runs from base 34 to 1524 and encodes 496 amino acids. Gene Ontology annotation, biological process: transmembrane transport; carbohydrate transport. The transcript has 2 exons. Gene Ontology annotation, cellular component: membrane.
CAUUUAAUUUCUUUUUGCACACAUUAAAAAAAAAUGAGUGACAAGAUUCAAAGCGAUAUUAUUGAGCAAGGUGAUUUUAAAAAUGAUCAAGCAACAGAGUGCUCGAUCAAUCCACCCAAGUUUCGUAAAGCCGUGUAUCUAUCGGCUAUUGUUGCUGCUGUCGGUGGGUUCAUUUGUGGCUAUGAUACAGGUGCUGUCACUGGAAUUACUGCGAUGCCCUUAUUUCAAUCAAAUUUCUUUACAGAAGAUAAUAUUGACUACCUUCAAGGAUUACUGUUUGCCUUGUAUCUAAUGACAGCUGCCAUAGGUGCAUUCUUUUCUGGCUAUCUCUGUGAUCGAUUUAGUAGAAAAUAUUCAAUUAUUGGAGCAUCCGCAAUAUUUAGUUUUGGUAUUCUGUUACAGAUCAUUGGUGUUAACUUUGGGAUCUUGUUAGCUGGUCGAAUUGUGGGCGGUUUUGGUUCUGGAUUGAUGACAAAUGCAAUCCCUCUCUAUCAUUCUGAAAUAUCCCCUCCUGACAUCCGUGGUCGCCUCAUCAGUUUCUUUACUCUCAUGGCUACCUUUGGUCAAGUGGUUGCUUACUUUGUCACAUUUGGCACGAGUUAUGUGGAUUCAAAUUGGUCAUGGCGCGGUCCUUGGCUUAUCCAUCUCGUCUGCAGUGUCUUAUUUGGCAUUAUUAUCACUACAUUACCUUUCUCCCCUCGUUGGUUGAUUGACAAGGGAAGAUACGAAGAAGCAAAGCAAGUCUUGAUCGAGCUUCACCAGGUUCCCGGUAACCAUCCUCUAGUGACUGAAGAAUAUAAUAACAUUGUCGCAGAGAUAGAAUUUGAACGUUCUCUGGGCAAACGUACGUACCUUGAACUCUUUCAAGGCACAAAUCGUAAGCGUACGUACAUUGCCUUCUUCGUUUCGAUCUCGACCUCGUUUACUGGUAGUGUUGCUAUAUCCUAUUAUAUUCCUCAAAUCUUCCAAAAUGCUGGGUUGGUAGGCUCUUCUGUUUCUAUUGCAACAACAGGUGGUACCGGUCUUUUAUCCUUGCUCGUUGCCUUUAUUUGUCUGCAAUACUUCAUUGACCGAUGGGGUCGUCGUUUCGUGUUUCUUUUGGGGGCUUCUGUGAUGGGUAUUAGUAUGUUUAUUGUCGGUGCCAUGUUCCAAGCGUAUACAGUGGUGAACGUUGAGACAUACGAUGUGGCAAUCACCAAUCAUUAUGCUCGUAAUACAAUCAUUGCAUUUCUCUAUAUCUUUACAGCUGCUUAUGCCUUUAGUUGGGGAAUUGCUUCCUAUGUUUAUCCUGCCGAGAUUUUCAAUAUGAGAACGCGUGGUAAAGGGUUGGCACUGACUUAUGGCUUGAAUUGGGCAUUUUCUAUCUUGAUCACAUAUUGUGUACCUCUGUUUCUGGAGCACACUGUGUCUGGUGUCUACUUUUUCUUCGGCGCUUGCUGCUGUGUCUGCUUCAUUGGAUGUUGUUUCAUUCCUGAGACAAAAGGAAAAACUCUUGAAGAAAUGGAAAUACUCUUUGGAAACUAAUAUGGUAAAAGCAACAAAGUUGUGUGCCCAUUUAAACAUCGUUGUAUGUACUAUGCAUUUUUACUAACUCUCAUUUCUCCUAGCUUUAUAAUAAACAGGUCACGAGAGGCUGGUAUGUAUCAGUGGACGAAAUAAUGGCUGGAAACUGUUAUUUCAUUCACAGUGAGUUACUGUCUCUUCUGUGGGGAUUUUUUUAAUCAUCAAAUGCAUCAAGGGGUGCCUUUCGGCUAUCUUUUUUUCUAAAAGGGUAGUUGUUAUGGCUGAGAGUUUAUACCCUCAUCUAGCGGACCAGGAUAAUGCCUGCGUCGCGAUGAUGCGAUUGAUUGAAUAGGAAACCAAGGGACACCCCCAAGAAAUAGGGUUAUGAUCAUGACGGAAUUUCUCAAGGAUGGUUUUUUCUUGGGGGUGCGUGGGGGGUUUCCUUGGGAACGUGUGUGUGUGUAAUGUGUCAAUGAAAUAAAAUUGUUUUCUAUUUUAC